Molecule: messenger RNA, 2361 nt
Organism: Cladocopium goreaui
Lineage: Eukaryota; Dinophyceae; Suessiales; Symbiodiniaceae
Source: the annotation of a GenBank genome assembly
AUGAGCAUGGGCCUUGGAGAUGAUGGUGAUGGGCCUAUCUCCAUUGGAAUCUGUGGCUGGGAUGCUCUGGAGGCCUAUGGGUGCAUGGAUUUUGGGUAUGAUGAGGCCUAUGGCAGCAUGAGCAUGGUGCUGGAUGAUGGUGGCACUGAUGAGAAUGGUGGUGGUGCUCCCUUUGAAGAUGGGCAUCAUGAGCACUAUGGGCCUACCAGCAAUGGCUUCUCUGGGCAGCAUGGGAAUGAUCAGCAGUGCACUGGUGAUCCUUUUUUUGAUUGGUGUGAGUUAGAUGAGGCAUUUAAGAAGCAAAGGCAUGAGGCAUUAGCACAGAAAGUGAAGGAGUUAGUAGCAAAGAUGAGGUGGAGGAGGUCAAAGGCAUUUUGGAGUAGAAAAAAGAAGGAUGAGAAGGAGCAAAGGAUGAACAUGAGGCAGAUGCAAAGGAUGAGGAAAUCAGGCAACACCAUGAGCACCUACUUCAACUGGGAGGAGCUGGAUAAAGUAGAGGAGGAAAUGGAGAUGGGCCACAGGAAAAUGCAAACUUUGCAUUUUCCUGUGGCCCAGAUGAAGGAAACAUGCACCCCCAUGAGUGAAGAAGAGAAAGACUUUGAGGAAGAUGAGGUGAUAGAAAGUGAGGCUGAAGCAGUAGCAGAGACAAAGGCUGAUGAGGGAAGCAAUGAGGUUAAGACAGAGGCAGCAGAGGAAUUGGAGUUGGAAGAGGAACCACAGCUGCCUCCCAAGAAAAGAGAGAAGAAGAUUGAGGAUGAGAUCAGAGUGGAAGAAGCAGAUGGAGCAGCAUGGCCUCAGCACAUCAGAGCAGCAUGUGGAAGGAAGAUCAGCAAGAAGAGGGAGCUCCAGGCCAAGAAUGAGCAGGGAAGCAUCAGCAAUAAGGAGAAGAAAGAUCUGGGGAGCAGCACCAAAAUGUUGAAAGGACUGGAAGAGCCAAAGAAUCUUGAUAGAAGAGCAAGGCAUGUCAUUGAGAGCAUUGGAGCAAAGGUCAGGAGCCCCAAUCUCACAACUCAGCUAUCAGAUGUGGAGCAGCAGAUCAGAGCAGAGCUGAGUUGGAAUCAGCAUGAUUACCAGAUCUGGAGGAUUGCACAAGCAAAGGAUGAGGACUAUAAGGAGCUCUUCAGCAGGCCAGAUCAGGCAAAACAGCAGAUGAGGAAGUGUGUGUUGCAUUUCUCUGAUCAGAUCCCAUUGUGGGUCAAGAAGCCUAGCAACAAAGAAGUUUUUGCAGCACAUGAGGCCAAGAAAUCUGCAAAGGAUGUUACAAGCCAUAGAGAGAAGAUCAGGGAGGAACUGGAUAAGAAAGCGCAUGAGAAGGGCAUUGUAGAAACAGAAAAUCAGCAGAAGGGAGAUGAGGAAAAGGAUCAGCAGAUUGUUCCUCAUGAUGAAGGUGAGGAAUGGCACAUUCCUGAAGCAGCAGAUCGCAAAUCAUCAGGCAAGAAACAUUUGACUACAAUGAGAGAACAAAAUGUUGACAAGUAUCGCAUUACAUUCGAAGCCCAUCAGAGUGUCCUCAACUUCUUUGACCCUGAUGAGAACCCAUUAGGUGUGGUUAGCCCUGGCAUCCUGAUUGUGCCAGGGCCACAUGCCUCUCUGGCAAACAUCAGUGAAACAGGAGAGUGGCUGCAGGAUGAGACCUACACCUACAUGGGACAGAAGAGAACUCAUAAGAAAGGCAACAAUGUGGGCAGGACAUUAGAACCUUGGAGGAAGCUGAGAAAGGAUGAGCCACAGCUGCUGAGGCAUUUCCAUGUCUAUUCUCAGCCAUCAUCGAACACUGAUGGGAUCAUCAUGUCCUGGGUCAUCAGAGACAUGAGCCACAAGGCAGGCAUGAGACUGCACCAAAGAGAUUGCUUUGGAGCAGCAUUUGUGGAUCAGGUGAGGCAGAUGCAGUUUUUGGCACAUGAGGUGCCAUCUUCCAUUGUUGCAAAGAUGACAUCAGCUCUCCAACUCACAGAUACUGACUUUAGUCGUCAGUUUAAAGCUUGUGUGAGGCAGUCAGUUGAUGAGACCAUGAGAACGGGAAUGCAGAAGCAGAGAAGGGAUGAGGCAACUCCAAGUGAGCAGUACAAGAUGAGCUUGAGGGAUGUAGCUGUUGCAUUGGACAGCAGCAUGCAGAGGAUGAUUGAUAGAAAUGAUGAAGAUCAGUGGGUGCUGGCAGGAUUGAGGAGAAAUGGGUUUUUAGCAUUCAGGCCAGACAGAUCAGGCCACAUGGUGUACCAGCAGGAUCAAAGCUGGUGCAAGGAUAAGCCAAUAGGCAGCACCAGAAUCAGCAGCCAUUGGCUGAAGAAUCGUAUGAGCUGGAUCAAAGAAGCAGGAAGAUCAGUGGAUCCACCAUCUCAUAGUCAGGAAACAAUAUAUUAA